GAUUUCAGUCGCUGUUUCCUCUCAUUUGAGAGUCACUCGCAGUUACAACACUCUGCGACAGUGUUACGGCUGUCAUGGUCUGCUACAGGAAAGUCCUCUUAGAUCUUCUGUGUUUACUGUUAGUUCACCAAAAUGCAGGCGCAUCUUGUCCAGCAGGUCAAAGGCUCAAUUAUAAUACGCGAAGUUGUGAGCCCUGCCUACGAGAACAAUAUAAAUCUACAAGUUCAACAGAUUAUUACUGUUCGAACUGCAGCAAAUGUAAAAGAGGCAGUAAGGAAAUAAAGUCUUGCACACCUACCAGUAACACUGAAUGCAAAUGUAACCCAGGCUUUACGCCUGUUGAUCAGCUAAACGAGAUUUGCAUCUGUAAACAAGGGUUUGGAAUUAAAGAAGGAAAGGAAUGUAAAAAAUGUGACGAAGGCUUCUUCACAGACCAAGAGGACUCAGAUUGCAAAAAAUGGAAAGAGUGUAAAAGUGGAAUUGCAAUCCCAGGCAGCAGCACUUCUGAUGCUGUCUGCAAAAAUGCAUCAAAAGAGGUGACAGAUAGGGUAGUGUGGUCUACCACCCUAUCCUGGACAACAACAAUCUCUACCCCUUCCCAGACAACCACAGUCUCUUCUACGGCCACUUCAAGAACUAAAGACUCCUCCCCCAACAACUCAGGGAAAGACAACUCCAACAGCUUGUGGCUGAUUAUGGUAUGCGCUGGUAUUCUUCUGUUGGCUGGACUCCUGUACCAUAAGUGUAAAUUCACCCACUGUAUUCAAAACCACAAGAAAGUGGAUUUUCGAAAAGAAAGUGUAUGCAGAAAGCCUGUUGAAGAAUCUGGGGAAAAGUGCCUGUCUUUGCUUGUCUAACACAUGGCGUCAGUGUUUCUUUUUGUGGAAUAUUUUGUAUGCAUGCAGUAUUAGUUGUUAUAUAACUUGUUGAAUUGCUUGUGUUAACUUCCAAUUUAACACCAUUUAAAUGGAUAAUUCACCCCAAAAUGAAAAUGAACACAAAAGAAGACAUUUGAAGAAAGUUGGUAACCAAACAUUUUUUUUUUGUUCUAUGGAAGUCAGUUGUUACCAUCAACCGUUUAGGUACCAGCAUUCUUCAAAAUAUCUUCUUUUGUGUUCAACAGAAGAAAGCAUGUCAUACAGGUUUGGAAUAACACGAGGAUGAGUAAAUGAUGACACAGUUUUCAUUUUUGGGUGAACUAUCUCUUUAAAAAAACAAAAAUAGUCAAUGCUUAAUUAUAAUUGUUUUAAGUCAUAUAACAAACUUUUUGAUAUAGUUAAUACUAUUAUUAACACUUUUAAUUCACUGUAGUUAAUGUUUUAAGAAUGAUGUAAAUACAUCAAGACAAAAGUAGCUAAGGGUUGUUUAAGACCCCGUUUGCACCUGUUUCGGGGAUCCCGUUUGCAGUUAGGGGUCCAAAACAAACUGUGAUUCAUCCACAUGUUAAGGUGUUCAAAGUCAUUGCACUUGUAGUGUAAAUGCUCAUCCAUUUGAAUUCAGAUGGCUAAUUAAAUAGAAGCCGUGAAUUGAUUUCAAUUCAUUACUUGGACAUAAAACUACUAAUCUACCGAUUAGUGGUUUUAAAAUGUGAACUUCACAUCGCCUAAACUUCAGACGGCAGCUGUAGGCAGAUCGAUGGAUGCCGUAACCUUAUAGAGUCAUUUCCAUGUCGCCACAGUUGUUUACCACAGAUAUGUCCUGUGAUGACUCAUGCAUUCCUGAGAGAAAUAUGACAAA
This is a messenger RNA of Labeo rohita (rohu), 1737 nucleotides long. Its product is annotated as tumor necrosis factor receptor superfamily member 4. Gene Ontology annotation, cellular component: external side of plasma membrane. The record is from RefSeq and is a predicted model, not a curated record. NCBI's taxonomy places the organism in Eukaryota, Metazoa, Chordata, Actinopteri, Cypriniformes, Cyprinidae. Gene Ontology annotation, biological process: regulation of cell population proliferation. Gene Ontology annotation, molecular function: signaling receptor activity; cytokine binding. The coding region runs from base 75 to 857 and encodes 260 amino acids. The transcript is spliced from 7 exons.